Molecule: messenger RNA, 1263 nt
Organism: Setaria italica (foxtail millet)
Lineage: Eukaryota; Viridiplantae; Streptophyta; Magnoliopsida; Poales; Poaceae
Product: CASP-like protein 4D1
Exons: 2
Coding region: 296-820 (174 amino acids)
Source: RefSeq, a predicted model, not a curated record
GCGCUAUAUGCAUGCUCUCCUUGCCGUGUCGUAUCCUACGUACCAUAUGGGUUCCGCAAGACCGCAACGCCGUGGCUAAGACUUCCAUGAAACCAAUAAGACGCAGACGCGACGGACGCGCAUAUCCCGGCCGCUGGAAUGAACUUCCAUGGAAACUUACUUUGGUGGUCACUUGAGGUACAAAUACGACCAUGUUGGUGUCCUUUGCGUCGCCAUAUCAGCAGCUUCCCCCGAUUGAGCGUGCUUGACACGGAGGCCGCGGGGCGCAGACUCGCAGAGGUCGAGCAGGAUACAUAUGGCCCUGUCGCGGGCGGCGUGGAUCGCCGCCGGCCUCGGCGCGCGGCUGCUCAUGGUCGCCGUCCUGGCCAUGACCGUGCAGCUCACGCUGGCCAACCACACCAGGCGGAGCUACGAGGACGACUUCUACAAGCUCCAGAGCUACUCGUACACGGUCGCGGCGGCGGUGAUCGGGAUGGCCGGCAGCGCGCUGCAGGUACCCGUCGCCGUCUACCUCCUCUGCCGGAGCAAGCGGAUGACGCCCAGCGCCCUCGUCCUCGACGCCAGCAUGUACGCCGACGUGGUGGUCACCGUCCUGCUGGCCAGCGGCGUCGGCGCGGGAUUCGGCGCCACCAUAGACGCCCUGCGGUACGUCCGCCACGUCACGUGGUGGGACGGCGACGCGACGAAGCAGGACCUCAUCCGCUACUACGACAAGGCGUUCCUCCCCGUAGUCUUCCUCCUCGUGGGGAUGGUGCUGUCCAUGGCCGCCACCGUCGUCUCCGCCAGGCUCCGGGCCCGGACGGCCAACGACGACGUCUGAUGAGCGCACAUCAUCACCAGCUCGAUCUAUCCUCACGAGAUCGAUUCAUCGACCUCAGUCUGUAUUUCCUCACUCACGCUACUACAUUAUUCAAAUGAAGGAUUACAAAAGAAUCCAUAACUUGUGGAUAAGCGCUCAUUUAGAAGUGAGACUUGAGCCGUGCCGUGCUAGCAUAGUCUGACCAUCUCAUGCCUCGUGCUGCUUCGGGUCUAGAUUUUUAGACACGAUGGGUCGUGCCGGUCCGGCAUGCCAAGUCCUUGCCUAGACUCAAGAAUGGCAUGGUCGUGCAUGUCGGAAUGGUCCGAAAUUUAUCGUGUCGUAACCGUGUUUUAGGCUGUGUCAAUUCGGAUGGUCCAUAAGUAGCACGGCUAAGUUCUAGCCCUAUGUUCAUUUAAUGUAUGUUGUGCAUGCAUUUUUAAUUGCAUACAUAGUUUUUCCCUUUA